This is a messenger RNA of Cucurbita pepo subsp. pepo (vegetable marrow), 635 nucleotides long. NCBI's taxonomy places the organism in Eukaryota, Viridiplantae, Streptophyta, Magnoliopsida, Cucurbitales, Cucurbitaceae. The record is from RefSeq and is a predicted model, not a curated record.
AGUUUUCCUCUCUGAGGUUGAUUGAAUCUCUCCUUAUCGGAUUGUAGGUCUGCUUCACAUGGAUCUCCCGCCUCGUUUGAGUGCUGCUUUUUUCUGAUCUUCAUCCGGCUAAAUUUCUCAUUGUAAUUUCUUUCAUUAUCUUGAACUUGAUAGUGAAGGUUUCGUAAUGGGCUUUUUCUUCUUCUUCUUCUUCUUCUUUUCUUUUUCGGUAUGCCGCUCCGCGAUCAAGGAGCGAAAGAACCAACAAGUGGGCUGUGGUGAUGUCAGAAUUUGCACCUAUUUGUAUCUAUUUAGUGAUCAGUCUGCUAGUUUCUUUGAUCCCACUCGGUCUUCCUUUUCCAUUUGCUUCCAAUAGUUCAACCUAUCCAGAAAAAUUGUCGGCCUAUGAAUGUGGUUUCGAUCCUUCCGGUGAUGCCAGAAGUCGUUUCGAUAUACGAUUUUAUCUUGUUUCCAUUUUAUUUAUUAUCCUUGAUCCGGAAGUCACCUUUUCUUUUCCUUGGGCAGUACCUCUCAACAAGAUUGAUCUGUUUGGAUCUUGGUCCAUGAUGGCCUUUUUAUUUAUUUUGACGAUUGGAUUUCUCUAUGAAUGGAAAAGGGGUGCUUUGGAUCGGGAGUAAUCACUAACUAGUGAGAGG